Molecule: messenger RNA, 6857 nt
Organism: Scleropages formosus (Asian bonytongue)
Lineage: Eukaryota; Metazoa; Chordata; Actinopteri; Osteoglossiformes; Osteoglossidae
Product: alpha-tectorin
Exons: 22
Coding region: 333-6851 (2172 amino acids)
Biological process (GO): cell-matrix adhesion
Molecular function (GO): protein binding
Source: RefSeq, a predicted model, not a curated record
CAACCACUCCGACGACCACUACUGCGCCCCAAACUUCCAGCACACCUACAACCACUCCGACGACCACAACUGCGCCCCGUACAACAACCACACCUACGAGUCCACCGACCACUACUGCGCCCCAAACAUCCAGCACAUCUACAACCACCCCGACGACCACUACCGCGCCCCAAACAUCCAGCACAUCUGCAACCACUCCGACGACCACAGCUACACCUCAAACAUCCUCCACUCCUACAACCACUCCGACGACCACUACUGUGCCUCCAACAUCUUCCACACCAACAACCACUACUGCCCCCCAAUUGGCCACCACACCUACAACAGGUCCAAUGACCACCUCUACACCCCAAACAUCCACCACACCUACAAUCACUCCAACGACCACUACUACCCCCCAAACAUUCACCACACCAACAACCACUCCGAUGACCACAACUGCGCCCCAAACAUCCAGCACAUCUACAACCACUCCGGAGACCACUACUGAACCCGAAACGACCACCACAUAUACAACCACUCCGGAGACCACUACUGAGCCUGAAACGACGACCACGCCUGAGCCCGAAACGACCACCACACCUAUAACCACUGUGGAGACCUCUUCUGAGUACCCAACAACUACCACACGCGCAGUCAAUUGGGGAGCUUUUUACCCAUUUGGUGUGGGUAAUGGAGACGCAGUAAUUCCUCGCACAGACGACGGAAGUUCCUCUGUGAUUCCAUUGCAACAGACAUUUGUCUUCUUUGGAACUGCCUACCACCAAAUAUAUGUGAAUAACAAUGGUGAUCUGACGUUUGACUCAGCCUGGUACAGUUACAUUCCUUAUCACUUUCCAGCCUUUGGUAGCAAAGACAUUAUUGCUCCUUUCUGGACGGAUUUGGAUACCAGGGGUCAUGGUGUUGUUUCCUACCGUCAAGUCACCAGUGGCAGUGUUCUCCAACAGGCCACUAAUGAUAUAAACCAGUACUUUCCUCAGCUGAGCUUCACUGCUACCUGGGUCUUCAUUGCCACAUGGGACAGGGUGGCAUACUUCCCUGUGACAAACACAGAAACAUCCUUCCAAGCAGUGCUGAUCUCAGAUGGGUACAGAUCAUUUGUUCUGUUCAACUAUGGAGCCAUUGCCCCCAGAAGUCCUGUACAGGCAGGUUAUGACACAAUAAACUCCAUCCAUUACUUUUCUAUCCCGACAUCCUAUGACAGCACAAAUCUCGCAUUCAGCAGCAACAUCAAUGUUCAAGGCCGUUGGGCAUUUCGUACUGAUGGAGAUGCAAGAAACUGUCAGUAUAAUGGUGCAACAUUCCAGGUGGGUUACUCUUUCUGGAGUGACAGAACCUGCCAGGAGAAGUGCACCUGUACACGCAGUGGCCUGCAGUGCCAGUACAAUCCUUGCACCUUCUCCCAGGCAUGUCGGCCUGAUACCUUCAGGUAUAGCUGCCAGCCUGUGCAGAGGAGAACCUGCACCAUCGCCGGUGACCCCCACUAUUACACCUUCGAUGGCCAGGUUUUCCACUUCCAGGGCACCUGCACUUAUGUUCUGUCACAGGCCUGUAACACAACACUGCCAUAUUACCGUGUUGAAGGCAAGAAUGAGAACCGGGGGAGCACUCAAGUGGCCUGGACACGGAUGGUGCGGGUUAUCGUCUAUGAUGAGGAAAUAGAGAUGGUGAAAGGGUACCAAGCCCAUGCUCUGGUGAAUGGGACGUUUGUUGCAGCACCUUUCUCCCUCAGAAAUGGGAGCAUCCAGGUUUAUCAGUCUGGAUUCUCCUUGGCGAUCAGCACCGACUUUGGCCUCCUGGUGACAUACGAUGCCUACCACUAUGUUACAGUCAAUGUUCCAUAUGACUACUACAACAGCACCUGUGGACUGUGUGGCGUCUUCAACUUAAAUCCAGGGGAUGAUUUCCUGUCUUCCUCAGGACAAAUCAUGAGCUCGGAUUUAGAGUUUGCCAACAGCUGGCAAGUGUCCACAGACCCUGAUCCUCAGUGUCAACGAGCUCCAUGUGUAGGGCUGGGCUGCUCUGACUGUAGCUCUGACCAGAGAACCCUGUUCCACAGUGCAGGCCAGUGUGGUAUUCUCCAAGACCCAAAUGGGCCUUUUGCUCCCUGCCAGCAACAGCUCCCACCUCAGAACUAUGCAGACAGUUGUGUCUUAGACUUAUGUGUGGGUGGUGGAUACCAGCCAAUCCUUUGUCAGGCGCUCAGUGCCUACUCCACCCAGUGUCAACAACUCGGUAUUCAGCCAGGUCCUUGGAGGCGCCAGGGUUUCUGUGAAAUCUCUUGUCCUGCUAAUAGUCAUUUUGAAUCUAAUGGCACUGGAUGCCCUGCUUCAUGCUCCAACCCAACAUCUCCUUCCAACUGCGUCAUUCCUCCCAGGGAAAGCUGCGUAUGUAACCAAGGGUAUGUCCUGAGUGCAGGGACAUGUGUUCCCCUAGGACAGUGUGGGUGCACUUUUGAAGGUCGGUACUAUAGCUCGGGGGACACAGUCCUACUGGAUGAAAACUGCGGGCGACAGUGCAGCUGUAACCUUGGUACGAUGACUUGUACGGCCCACUCAUGUGGACCAAUGGAGACAUGUGGAGUGCAGGAUGGGGUGAGAGGAUGUCAACCGCUGAGCUACUCUACCUGUUGGGUGGAAGGGCAUCAGUUCUACCGCACCUUUGAUGGACCUUCAUUCCAGUAUCCAGGAGCUUGUGGACUUGUCAUAUCAAAGGUCAUGGAAUGGUCCCAGCAGCAGCAAUUUAGAAUAACUACUCAGAUGGUUCCUAGUGGGCCACAGGGCACUGAUUUUACCAGAAUAUUGAAUUUUGAAGCAAACAACAUUUCAGUUUCCAUCGAGAUUGGGCCCAUCAGUUUGGUGAAGGUGAAUGGGGAGGCAGCCAGUCUUCCCUUCAGCACACAGCCUGGUCGGAUUUCUGUGUAUCACAGCAGUGUAACAAGCAUUAGGUUGAAGACAGACUUCGGUGUGGCCCUACAAGUUGACUGGCCAUACCUGAUCCGCAUAACUGUGCCGAGUUCCUACAACGGUACGCUCGGAGGACUGUGUGGUAACUUCAACGGGAAUCCUGCCGAUGAAUUUCAGACUCCAAACGGUACCCUAGCUACCAGCGCUCAAGCUUUUGGAGACAGUUGGCGCAACGGAUCUCUUUCCAAUCUUUGCACUGAAACAUUUCAUGACACAGUUCAAAGAGGAAAUGAUACCAGUCAGUACCAGAAUUCAUGCAGCAUCAUGUCUUUGUCUGGUGGGCCAUUUGACCAGUGCAGACUAGUGGAAAACCCCACACAAAGGAUUGCUGACUGUGUUGAGGUCUUGUCCUUGACCAACGGUGACCACAGUGUCCUUUGCGAAGCCCUGCGAAACUACGCCCUGCUCUGUCAACAGAACGGAAUCACUGUUGGAGACUGGAGGAACUACAUUAACUGCGAACCAUCCUGCCCAUCCAACAGCCACUAUGAGAUUUGUGGAACAUCUUGCCCAGCUAUGUGCCCCAGUCUCUCCUUCCCCUUCCUAUGCUCACAACCAUGCCAGGAAGGAUGCCAGUGUAACGAUGGGUACCUCUUGAGUGACAGCCUAUGUGUGAGGACCACUAACUGUGGUUGCCAUUAUGGGGGCCACUACUAUCAGGGUGGACAAUCCUUCUGGGAUGGCAACGAGUGUUCCUCCUUCUGCACUUGUGAUGGUACCACUGGGACAGUUCGCUGCACACCCUCAUCCUGCAGUUACUUGGAAUCCUGUCGAAUUGUUGAUGGAGAGUAUGGCUGCCACCCUCUUCCUGAAGGAGUAUGUCUUGCUUCUGGAGAUCCUCACUACUCCACCUUUGAUGGGCACCGCUUUGACUUCCAGGGAACCUGUCACUAUAUACUGGCAUCCCUUUGUAACUUGACAGAUGAUAUAGAGGCCUUUGAGGUGGCAGCAAGGAACCAGCCAGUCUCUGGCCGUCCCGUGUCUUUUACAGCAGAGGUCUUCAUCAAUGUUUAUGGCCAUCAAGUAGAUAUCAGCAGUGGUUAUGGCCGCCAAGGAGAAAUCAUCAGUGGGCAGCACAGCGCAGUUCAGGUUGAUGGUGUGACGAGAAACCUACCCCUCUCCUUGAACAAUAGCCAGCUGGUUAUCUACCAGAAUGGUUUUCAAACAUUUGUUGAGGCUGACUUUGGUCUGACAGUCCACUACGAUGGCUGGAGUACUGUCUCCAUUAGUCUUCCCUCCCGCUACAGAGGCAGAACAUGCGGGAUCUGCGGCAACUUCAACGGAAAUGGCGGCGAUGACUUUGUCACACGGUCUGGCGAGCUGGUUGCAUCUGCCUCCGAUUUUAGCAGUUCCUGGAGGGUCCCAGGCAAUUACACCUGUGAUGACGGCUGUGGAGACUCCUGCUCCGCCUGCCCUGAUCAGACAGUGGCUCAGUCCAUGUGUGAGGUGUUGCACUCCAUUGAUGGACCCAUGGCCUUUUGCCAUGACCAUGUGGAUCCAGAGCCGUACUACACCAACUGCGUUUUUGAUGUAUGCCUCUCGGGGAACAGGCACGACAUCCGGUGCCAGGCCAUCCAGACCUACGUCAGUGCCUGCCAGGCUGCCAGUGCCAGAGUGAACCCCUGGAGAGAACAGACCCAAUGCUUGAUUGAGUGUCCAGCAAACAGCCACUAUGAGGUCUGUGGCACCGAUUGCAACAGCACCUGUGCCAGCAGCCUUAACUCCACCUGUGAGCAAACGUGCAGGGAGGGCUGCUUCUGUGACGAGGGAUAUUUCAGGAGCGGCGCUAACUGUGUGCCAGCGGAGCAUUGUGGUUGUCAGUUUGAUGGCUUCUAUUUCACCGCUGGUGACAAGUUCUGGACUUCAGGAUGCUCAGAGCACUGCGAGUGCACGGAAUCCGGUCAGCUGCGCUGCUCACCUGCUCACUGUAGCGCUACCGAAGAGUGUGGCAUCCGCCAGGGCCGUCUGGGCUGCUUCGAUCGUCUUUCAACCUGCACAGUGACCGGCGACCCACACUACUUCACGUUUGAUGGGGCAAUCGUUCACUUCCAGGGCACCUGCUCCUAUGAGGUUGCCAGGACGUGUGGGAAUGAAACGAGUGAUGACUUAACUUUCCGGGUGGUAGCUAGUAACCAGCACCGUGGGAAUACUCGUGUGGCCUUUGUGUCAUCAGUGGAUGUAUGGUUACGCCAGGGUGGGCAGGAGACCCACAUCUUCAUGGGUCAGAGCAGGAAUGUGAAGGUGGAUGGAACCCAGGUCCCCCUUCCUUCAAACAUCAUGUCUAUGGUUGAAAUAUUGAAAGAUGGUAACUUUGUCGUGCUGAAUGUAUCCAGUGACCUCACAAUACACUUUGAUGGCCGAAGCACAUUGUUCAUCCGACUGGGUGAGAGCUACCGAAACUCCGUAUGUGGAAUGUGCGGGAACUUUAACGGGGACCCAACGGACGAUAAGGCUUUACCAAAUGGAGCUGUGGUUUUAACGGAUGAUGAGUUUGGUGCUGGAUGGAAAUCAGACACCAGCACCCCUGGGUGUGGAGCCAGUGAUGUGACAGGAGGUGGAAAUAACUGCACUAUGAUGCAGGAUUACAGUGAACUCUGUGGAAUUAUCACCCUGAGCUCUGGCCCCUUCAGUAACUGUCAUCUUCACAUCGACCCAACUCCCUACUUCACCUCCUGCGUUUUGGACCUGUGUCUCUACUCUUCAGCCAAUCACAUGCUCUGCUCUGCAGUGGCAGCCUAUGAAGCUGUCUGUUCUGCUGUUGGCUUCCAGAUCCCAGAAUGGCGUUCACAUGUGCACUGCCCGCUGACAGACCCUUGUGAUGAGCUGGAGUGCGCAGAUAAUGAGUGGUGUGGAGAGAGGAAUGGUGUCUAUGGCUGUCUCUGCAGUGGGGAACAGAACAACACUGAUGCUGAAUAUUUUGAUUCCGAGGAAAUUUGUAAUGGCAGUUCAGCCACCAUUUCCUUGUCUCGCUGUCAGUUGUUUCAAAGUGGCUUCCCAUCCAAUUCAUUACACCUAAAUGACCGCAGUUGCACUGGAACAGUGCGUGAUGGCAGGCUGGAGUUUCACUUUGACAACGAUGAUCACAUCUGUGGGACAACUCUCACGAGCAAUGGUACUCACUUCAUCUAUCAGAACACCAUCCAUGGAGAGACCUACCCACAGGGAGCUAUCAUUAGACGGGAGAAAAUUCUCAGUGUCCCUUUCAACUGUGCAUAUUUACUGUCUCAGUCCCUGUCUAUGUCCAACACCAUCCGUCCACUGGAGAGCAUUCUGAGGAAGAAGCUACCAACAGGCGUUGGCCACUACCAAAUGAGGAUGAUUCCUUAUCUUGAUGCACAGUUCCAACAGCCCUUCACAGGUUCUGAGAUGGAGAUGGCUUUGAACCGGCAGGUGUACGUGGCUGUAGAGGUUGAGGGAGUUGACGGCAGGCAGAUCUCGACAGUGAUUGACUCCUGCUGGGCCACACCCAUUAAUGACCCUCUAAGCAGUGUACGCUGGGACCUUAUUGUACAAGAGUGCCCCAAUCCUGCUGAUGGGACUGUACAGAUUCUGCAAAAUGGCAUUUCUACCAGUAGCCGUUUUUCGUUCAAGAUGUUCACAUUCACUUCAAACUCCACCACCGUUUUCCUGCAUUGCCAGAUUCACUUGUGUGUGCUCAGCGGGAACAACUGCUCUACGUCCUGCUAUCCUGGGAAUCAGCAACGAGUUCGGAGAUCUGUUAAAUUCCAGGACACUUCUUCCAUGUCCAUUGGCCCUUUUGUCUUACAACAGACACAGACAGACACGCAAGUCCUGGAGCGGAUCUCUGUGGCCGGUGCUCCAGCUUCUGUCAGUUCUCUGCUGCCCCUGAUACUCUCAGUUGUGGCUGCAGUUGUACUGCAUUAGAGCAUC